UACACCGCAGACGAAGUUGGUUGUGUCCGAGAAGAAAGCCAAAUAUGGGAGUGAGUGGGUUGUCUUUGGUUCUGUUAGAGGGAAAUGGAGGGUAUUACGUCAUGGAAUAGAAGGGCGUGGAACGUGAAUAGGUAAGUUUGUUUGCUGAAUAGAACUGUUAUCGUGUUUGUAGGUUGUAUGCAGAGAUAAGCAUUUUGCUGAGAUUUGAGGUAGUCAGUGAAACUUGAAAACUUCACCAAUGCCUGGUAUCAGCAUGUCUUUGGGGAACAUGUUCUGCUCCCGCUGUGGGGAUGGGUUUGAGCCGCAUGAGAAGAUUGUCAACUCAAAUGGGGAAUUAUGGCAUCCACAGUGCUUUGUUUGUGCACAGUGUUUCCGAGCUUUCCCAGAAGGAAUCUUCUAUGAGUUUGAGGGUCGUAAGUACUGCGAACAUGACUUCCAUGUACUGUUUGCACCAUGCUGUGGGAAGUGCGGAGAGUUUGUGAUUGGUCGAGUGAUCAAGGCCAUGAACUCCAACUGGCAUCCACGCUGUUUCCGUUGUGAAAUGUGUGACAAGGAAUUAGCGGAUCUUGGCUUUAUACGCAACCAGGGACGCGCACUGUGCCAUGAGUGCAAUGCCAAGGCGAAAGCUGUUGGCCUUGGAAAAUAUGUGUGCCAUAAGUGCCAUGGGCUCAUUGAUGAUAAGCCAUUGCGUUUUCGAGGUGAGGUGUAUCAUGGCUACCAUUUCAAUUGUACGGCUUGCGGUGUAGAGCUCAAUUCAGAAGCUCGAGAAGUACGCUGCCGUCCUGGAUUUGCAGCCAAUGAGAUGAAUGAGCUGUAUUGUUUGCGCUGUCAUGAUAAGAUGGGCAUUCCCAUUUGUGGUGCUUGUAGACGACCAAUCGAGGAACGUGUGGUUACUGCACUUGGGAAACACUGGCAUGUUGAACAUUUUGUGUGUGCCAAGUGUGAGAAGCCAUUCUUGGGACACCGCCACUAUGAGAAGAAAGGCCUGGCUUACUGUGAGACACAUUACCACCAGCUGUUUGGAAACCUGUGCUUCGUGUGUAAUCAGGUUAUUGCUGGUGACGUUUUCACUGCUUUGAACAAGGCAUGGUGCGUGCACCAUUUUGCCUGCUCUGUGUGUGACCAGAAGAUGAACCAGAAAACCAAGUUCUAUGAGUGUGAUUUGAAGCCAGUGUGCAAGAAAUGCUAUGACAAGUUUCCUAAUGAACUGCGGCGUCGACUGCGCAAAGCACAUGAGCAGACACCAAAGAAAGCAUCUGUUUAGGAGAAUCUGGAAUGAAAAUAAAAGAAAAUAGAGCAAAAUGAUUACAGGUACCAUAUGUUACAAGCAAAUGAAUAAGCAAACAAUCCACAUACCUCCCAGGUUGGCCAUUCUCAUCUGGCGAAUUUUCCGCUCAGCACUUCCACCGGUUGGGAUUCCUUGGCUGUGUGCACAUGACAAAAGCAUGGCUGCCUCCAUGCUCUCUGCCAGUGUUUACUCCAUGCAACAAUACACUCUUAGCUAGGAACUGAGCCAAGGGUCAUGAGUCUAUACUUGCCGCCUUGUACGCCACCCUAACCAAAGUCAAUGUAUGCAGUUAUACAACAUUGUAAAAGGAACCUGUCAUACAAUUGUAGUAUUACAUUGUGAUCCCACAUACUAUCACGCUAUUUCUACAGCGCUCACUUUUCACCAUCAUGCGCGCUAACCAAUCAAAUUGCUUCAAACACUCACAUUUAUACUGCACUCACUGUCUAGUCAUUACGUGGGCUAGCCAAUCAGCGCUCAGCAGAUUUUUGCUCCUCCAUCACACUUUGUAUAAAAAGGCGCAGCUCCAACACAGCAGCACUGGCACGCAUUCAGUCAACAUCAAGCAGCCAGCCUGCACACUUCGCCCAGUCUUCGGAGGCAUCGGCACUUGGCUGCGCCAGGCACAACUGCCUCAGCUGUCCAGCGGUCACACCCGACUCACUAGGCAACUCGGCCGCCUCGAUUAGCCCGCUGUCAUGCCCAACUCACUGGGCAACUGGCAUAGCUACUGCCUCUCCACUCCUGCAACCGCGCUCCACAAGCAAACGUUUUCCAGCAACUGCUGCACUGUGGCUAGGCAACCAACUCAGCUGCCGCAACAGCAUUAGUCCACGCACCGCAACCAACAUCUCUCUUUUCCGGUGUACAUAGCACUACUUCACCUGCCAAACAUCCCAGCAGCCAGCAGUCCUUUUCAGGACCUACAAACUUUUCCGAAGAAGUGGGUUGUCAUUGGAGUAUCCCCACAGUGCUUUAAGAGCUGAAACCUAAAUGUAAGGAUCUGUUGGACAUCGUCCCAUACCAUGUUACACAAAUGAAGUCUCUUUGGCCAUCCUUGUACGUAAUUUUUUCGCUCACCUGAGUGAUCUGCUUGGAAACCGGAAUAGUGUGUUUCCUUUGGCUCAUCCAUAAAUACCUUUAGUCCCUGUAAAACAUGUGUAACAGAAUUUUUGAUUUGGUGAUUAUGCCCCAAAUUCAACUGAAUGCCUUCACAAGAUGGACAUUAAUUGAUAUGUCACACACCCUGUGUGAUUUUGCAUGUUUCACAUUUGCUGAAAGUGUCACAUGAGCCUGUGGUUUGGCUAUGUCCAGGUCAUACGUUUGAAAGUGACAGUUCUUGAACAGUUACUGUGCAGUUUUCUCUAUGGCUAAGUAAUUUUUUUCCCCCCCAAAAAUUCUGGAAAUUUAUAUUAUAUUUCUAAUCUUAAUAUUUGGAUAGUGUGUUAGAAUUAAAAGGCAACAGCAAACUGCCAAAGUAUGCCCAUGAACACCUGUGAGUACACUUUUCAUAUCAAGAGGAAGCGUGUUUAGUCCUCCUUUAGACCAUAUAAAGUAUGAUUGUUUUAAAGCUUGCCAUAAAGUAAAAAUAAGUCAUUUGCAUGCUGUGAGUAUAGUUGCAGUCCUGCAGCAAAUGGUGCGGCUGGCUUUAAGUGUAAUCAUCCUUUCACCUUGAACGGCUAAGGUUAUGUGUACAUGUACUGUGAUUUUCUGCGGAACAUACUAAAACUAUUUGGGUCACUUUUGUUGUGUGAUUUCAAAUUUUGGGUCAUGGACAAAAAGGUCAGGAACCACCAAUGUAGGUAGCAUACUUUGUGUGCUGUUUAUAUAAGUAGAAGACUGGAAAUGACCAGUUUUGCCUGUACUUUCAGCUUGGCAAAUGUUGCAAGUAAUAAUAAUUGACAUGGGGAGAAAUGGGCCCCCAAACACUACACCACACAGCUUAAGUACAGUGAUCAAUCAUGCUGUUUAUAAAAUUAAUGUUUGUUCAACCUAGCAGUGUUAUGAUUCUACAGCUCUGCUUGGUUUUUCAGAUGCAAAAGGAGGAACGAAUCUUGUUAGAUUGGUAAGAUACAAUGAGAGAGUGGUAGAGUUAGUAUGUAUGUAAACUGAUAUUAAUAAUUCAUGUUUAAUUGUUGUAUUUAAGCAUCCUGUUGCAUUACUAUAACUUUCACACACAAUAAUAGAGUUCCGUCAACAACGCAACUAUUUUUAUUCUCUUCCUCUCACUUUCCCUUUCAGAACAUGUUCCAACCCCAACCAGUCAUCAUAAAGUGUCUUUAAUUCUCCAAAACUGUUGCACUGUAUUGAAUGUCACUCAUUCACUUCACAUGUAUCUGCAGUAUUUCAUGAUUUUAAAUGUUGUAAUCACAAUCUGGCUAACAUUAGUUGAAUUACCAUACACUGUAAUUACUUUCUAUUAAAAUUCAUUACAUUCCCCCCCCCCAAAAAAAAUUCUUUUUUACACCUCACUAGGGCAUCGCCCACUUGUCCAGACAGUACAUUUCGAUCCACCAUACAUUGGUGGAGAGAGCGAUAUACAAACAAGGGGCAAAACAUAACCACAACGGUAUAAAUAUCCAAGGCAAGAGAUCAAAAUAAUACUGUCAGGACAAGUGGAUGAUGCCUAGUGAGGUGGAAAAAAGAAAAAAAUGAAUUUUAUCAGAAAGUAAUUACAGCAUAUGGUAACUUAGCUAAUGCUAGUCAGAUUGUGAUUACAACAUUUAAAAUCACUAAAUAUUGCAGUUACAUGGGAAGUGAAUGAUAACAUUCAAUAGAGUAUAUACAGAGUUUGGCAAAUCACCUGAUGAUGGCCAGUUGGGCCAAAAACGUGUUGUGAGAGGGAGAGAAUGAAAACAGUUGCAUCGUUGAUGGAACUGUAUGAUUGUGUGUGACAAUUCACUUUUAAGUUAAUUUGUUUGCUUCUGUUAUUCUUGUGUAAUAUGUGGAAGGACUUCAUUGACUUGAGAGCUACUGUGUAUGGAACAGUAUUUGUAACAAGUCUGUUCAGAGUCUCUGGUCUGAAAAUCUGUUGGCUUCAUACUGGAUCUGUAAAGUUAAUCAGAAUGUUUUGUGUUGCCUUAUAGUUAAUUUUAUUUCAUAGGACUGUUUUAAGUAUUUUUUAUUAACACAUAAUACAGUUAAAUAUUUUAUUAAAUUCAAGGUUGCCUAAGCAGGCCUAAUUAUUUAAUAUGCUUGUAUUUUUUCAGCAGAAAAUUAACUUGAUGGUAUGUAGUCCAUUGCACAAUAAAGGCUUGUAGGGGAA
This is a messenger RNA of Cryptotermes secundus, 4553 nucleotides long. It is a transcript of the gene stck, whose product is annotated as LIM and senescent cell antigen-like-containing domain protein 1. The record is from RefSeq and is a predicted model, not a curated record. The coding region runs from base 239 to 1264 and encodes 341 amino acids. Gene Ontology annotation, cellular component: cytoplasm; focal adhesion; cell-cell junction. Lineage: Eukaryota; Metazoa; Arthropoda; Insecta; Blattodea; Kalotermitidae. The transcript has 10 exons. Gene Ontology annotation, biological process: positive regulation of integrin-mediated signaling pathway; positive regulation of substrate adhesion-dependent cell spreading; cell-cell adhesion.